Folsomia candida is the source of this 1641-nucleotide messenger RNA. Its product is annotated as UDP-glucuronosyltransferase 2C1-like. Lineage: Eukaryota; Metazoa; Arthropoda; Collembola; Entomobryomorpha; Isotomidae. The record is from RefSeq and is a predicted model, not a curated record. The transcript has 4 exons. Bases 1 to 1641 code for a protein of 546 amino acids. Gene Ontology annotation, molecular function: UDP-glycosyltransferase activity.
AUGAGCUGCUUGUUGCGAGUGGCCAUUUUGAUCGCGAUUUUGUUCGGCUUCCCACAUCCCUCCUCCACCAGCAGGAUUCUGUUCCUUCUCCCGCUGUCAUGUCGUAGUGAGGUCAAUUCCAUCCACCCCCUUGCUAAGGAAUUACUCUUUAGAGGGCAUCAUGUCACGUGGAUCACUUCUCUUAAAUCUGAGCUUUCUGGAAGUCACGAAAAUUAUACGGAACUUGUUCCCAUCCCACCACCCGAUGUGGAGGAUUAUGUCGGAGCCGCUUCAAUUUUGCGACACCGCGCCAACUAUGUUCACUUUAUCCCGCACCUCUUAUCUUGGAACCUUACCCGACUGGCGGCCCGCUGCAACGCCGUUUAUAGUGAUCCCACCUUCCAAAAUGUCGUAUUUUCUCCUACCGCCAACUUCGACAUUGUCAUCAUUAACGGCAACUUACACCAUUGCCUGAUCCCCAUCAUCUCCGUUCUCCACCCGUCACCCCCGCCAUUCAUCGCGUUCACUACAAUCCCGUUCACCGGGGAAGAAAUUAGACUGACCGGAUGGCGACAACCAGCAUCCUUCGUCCCCUCAUCUAAUUUACCGUUCACGCAGGAUAUGCCUUUUGGCCAGCGAUUGUUCAAUUUCAUCAAUAGGAUUGUAUUCACCUUUGUAUUUACGCGAUACAUCGAACAUGGCGCAGAGUCUACGAGUGCCCCGCAUUUGCUCAAUCGGACCGCGGGAGGAGGUAAACUGGCGCCAAUUUCCAGUAUUCAAGCCGAGGUUGCCAUGAUGUUUAGCAACUCGCAUCCCGCCCUGUCAAGCCCACGUCCCUUAACGCCGGAUAUUGUGGAGGUCGGGUGUCUCCAUUGUCGUGAAGGGGUCUCAGUACACCCCGAAGAGCUUAAUAACUGGAUGGAAGAAUCUCCUCAAGGGGUGGUUCUAUUUAGUAUGGGGUCAAUGUUUAGCUUCCCGCCAAAGCUGACCAGAUUGGUAAUGGAAACGUUCGAAAGAUUGGAUCCAGUUCGAGUUUUAGUCGUAGGAAGCAAAAUGGCGGGAGGUAAUAAGGUGCCGAAAAAUGUAAAAGUGGUCAAAUGGAUUUCCCAACAGGACGUCCUAGCUCAUAAAAAGUUGCGCCUGUUCGUGUCACAUGGAGGAAUGCAGUCAUAUUUGGAGGCUGCAUUUCACGCCGUUCCCGUCGUAUUUUUACCAAUUUAUGCCGAUCAAGCCUUUGCAGCAGCGCAUGUGCGAAUGAUUGGCAACGGAGUGGCGGUAGAACUUCUGGAUGUGACGGCGGCUAGUUUAAAAGACGCGAUUAGGGAGGUGCUUAGUAAUCCGAGAUACAAAGCCAAAGCGAACGAGUUGUCCGUAAUAUUUAAGGAUCAGCCUGAGAGUCCGUUGAAAAGAGCGGUUUUCUGGACGGAAUAUGUCAUCCGGCAUAAGGGUGCAAAACAUUUGAGAUCCGCGGCAAGAAAACUUAACUACUUGCAGUACCAUGACAUUGAUUUGGUCGUAUUUAUAUUUGCAAUGUCUGUGUUUCCAGCUUGGAUAACCACAUCUCUGAUGACACUUUGUCGACGUUGGAAAAGACCGACCUGGUUGAAAUUGUACCGAGCAUUGGACAUCGCUCUAAACUUUGGACAGCAAUUAAGAAAAUAA